Boleophthalmus pectinirostris (great blue-spotted mudskipper) is the source of this 2506-nucleotide messenger RNA. It is a transcript of the gene kcnn1b, whose product is annotated as potassium intermediate/small conductance calcium-activated channel, subfamily N, member 1b. The record is from RefSeq and is a predicted model, not a curated record. Gene Ontology annotation, biological process: potassium ion transmembrane transport. NCBI's taxonomy places the organism in Eukaryota, Metazoa, Chordata, Actinopteri, Gobiiformes, Gobiidae. Gene Ontology annotation, cellular component: plasma membrane; neuronal cell body; neuron projection. Gene Ontology annotation, molecular function: calmodulin binding; small conductance calcium-activated potassium channel activity.
CACAGAGGGCAUGUGCGAUGGCUACUCUGGUACCCCCAUUCAAGUGGCUCCAUCCCCUCAACAGUCCAGUCUCCGCUGUGGUCCAUCAAUGCCCCGAAAAAGACCCAAGAGUGUGUCAAAUCACAUGGCACCUCUUAAAACUGGUAGUUUGAGAUUUUCACCUCUAAGUGAUCAGGAUUGGCUGUUGCUAUGCGGCCGUGUGGAAGAUGAUAUAACUACAGGAGACUUACCAGGAGCAAGUUCAGAGUGUUCAAAACAAAGUGAUCCAUGGGAGUGCCCUUGUCAAGAAGUAUGUUCUCAAAAAGUCCACUCAAAACCUCAAAUUCAAGACUGCCUUCCCAGAGUGAGAACUGAUAAACAUUCGUCAUUAGAGACUUCAUCACAGUCAGCAAACAGACAUGAUAUUUUGCAGCCAGGAGUUCAAAAUGAAGUUGGUAUGCAGUGCAGUGUAAUGCAUCAUGAAGGCUGGAAAGGACUUUUGCCUCCCUGUAGUCACUCAAAAUCCAAGGAUCCAAGUCAAAACUUAUUUAACAUUCCAAUAGAUGACACAGAAAUGUUAAUUUGUCAUGAUAAACCUGCAGAAAAGUGGAGAGAUGUUUUUGGAGCAGGGCCAUUGUUAGUUCAGCAAUGUCCAAAACAGGAUUUGCAUUGUUCAAGUGGUAGAGAGGAAAUAUUUAACAGAUCUGAUGAUCCAACCACUAUUUCCAAGUAUCAUCAUGUUCAAGGAAGCUGUAAGGAAAAACGAUCCUCUACUCCAGCCAUUAACAAAAGUCUCCAGUCCCUGCUCACCAGCCAGUUCAGUUCGAUGGAAAACCAAGAUUUGAUGGUGGAAGAGGAGAGACAGAGGCAAGCGCAGGUAAAUCCUCAUCAUCCCUCUGGUUCCAAACUGUCCCUGCCUAAGCACAGCCCUCCUCCCUCAGACACAGACAUCAGUGAGAUCGUAAACGGUGACGCGGUUAGGUCCAGUCUAGCAGAUUUCUACUCAUCUCAGCCUCUUCAGCUCCUGGAGGACGCCUUCUCCAAAGUGAUCCAUGAAGACUCCAGUAAAGACCGCAGUGAAAGCCAGACAAGAGACGAGACCAGCAACAUCCCUCAAAAGAAGCCCAGAGACAUUAGCUACAGACUGGGCCAGAGGAGAGCUCUGUUUGGGAAGCGCAAGCAGCUGAGUGAUUAUGCUUUAGUUUGUGGGAUUGGAAUUAUCAUCAUGGUGAUUGAAACAGAGCUCUCCAGAGGGGUGUACACAAAGGAUUCUGCCUACUCUUUUGCCCUGAAAGGCCUAAUCAGCGUUUCUACAGCUAUUCUUCUGGUCCUCAUUGUGAUGUACCACGCAAGAGAAAUUCAGCUCUUCAUGGUUGAUAAUGGAGCAGAUGACUGGAGGAUUGCGAUGACCGUGGAGAGGGUCCUAUUUGUUGCAUUGGAGCUCCUUGUGUGCGCGGUCCACCCCAUCCCGGGUCAGUACGUCUUCACCUGGACCACUCGAUUAGCCUUUAGCCAUACCUCCUCUGUGGCGGAUGCAGAUGUGGACAUUAUACUCUCUGUGCCAAUGUUCCUACGCUUGUAUUUGAUUGGACGAGUCAUGCUCCUUCACAGUAAACUGUUCACAGACGCGUCCUCACGCAGCAUCGGGGCGCUCAAUAAAAUAAGUUUCGACACCAGAUUUGUGAUGAAGACUCUGAUGACCAUCUGUCCAGGGACAGUCCUGCUGGUCUUCAGUGUGUCCUGUUGGAUAAUAGCAGCGUGGACAGUCAGAGUAUGUGAGAGGUACCACGAUGCUCAGGAGGUCACCAGUACUUUUCUUGGAGCAAUGUGGUUGAUCUCAAUAACCUUCUUGUCUAUUGGCUAUGGAGACAUGGUCCCUCACACCUACUGCGGUAAAGGGGUUUGCCUUUUGACUGGGAUCAUGGGAGCUGGAUGCACUGCCUUGGUUGUUGCUGUUGUUGCAAGGAAAUCUGAAUUGACGAGGGCUGAAAAACAUGUUCAUAAUUUUAUGAUGGACACUCAGCUUUACAAAAAGAUAAAAAACACAGCAGCCAAUGUGUUGAGAGAAACUUGGCUCAUCUAUAAAAACACCAAACUGGUGAAGAAAAUAGACCAUUCAAAAGUCCGGCACCAUCAGCGAAAAUUCCUCCAAGCUAUUCACCAAUUACGAAGAGUCAAAAUGGAACAGCGAAAACUAACAGAUCAAGCAAACACUGUAGCAGAUCUGGCUAAGACUCAAAACAUGAUGUACGAUUUAGUAUCAGAGCUGCAGCACAGAAGUGAAGAGCUGGACCAAAGGAUCGCGGCACUAGAAGAAAAACUGGACACUAUUCUCCUCUCAGUGCAGUCACUUCCAACAGCUCUCUCCCAGGCAAUAACGAAGUUACAAAAGGAUUUCCUGGAUGAUCUCGCUUGUCGGGUCCACUUCCUCUCAUCCUCUCUGAGCUCCGAGUGUUGCUCCAUCCCUGUGAGACAGCUCUGCCCAGGCCCAACCACAGCAGACACACAACACAGCCAAUAAGAAAAA